This is a messenger RNA of Myxocyprinus asiaticus (Chinese sucker), 770 nucleotides long. RefSeq names its product complement C1q-like protein 3. Gene Ontology annotation, molecular function: protein binding. Lineage: Eukaryota; Metazoa; Chordata; Actinopteri; Cypriniformes; Catostomidae. The transcript is spliced from 4 exons. The coding region runs from base 6 to 683 and encodes 225 amino acids. The record is from RefSeq and is a predicted model, not a curated record.
UCAGGAUGAGAAUGAUUGUUGCUCUACUUCUGCUGUGCUGCCUGUUACUCAGUGAGGGACAAACCCUCAACAAAAAAAAAGUGCAACAAUUUCCGGACAAAGAAAAAAGCAUCCAGCCCAACAUCUGGAAUGACAUGAGUGAUUUGAGAGACAUGGUGGUGGAGCUCAGAGUUGAGUUAAAGAUGCAGAAGAUAGAGAAUGCAAUGCUUAACAAGCGAUUGAUGGUCAGUGAAACCCAGCUGGAAGAGCUUAUAAGAGUAAAUGCAGAACAACCAAAAGUGGCAUUUUCAGCUAGCUUGUGUAAGAUGCGGGAAUACUUAGGUCCCUAUGACACUGACAUCACACUUAAAUACAAAAAUGUCUUCACAAAUAUCGGCGAAAACUACAAUCUAACAACAGGUAUCUUCACAGCACCUGUUAAAGGAGUCUACUACUUCAGAUUCACUGUGUGCAGUGUUCAAGGAAGAAAUUCAUUGGGUGCUGAUUUGUAUAAGAAUGAGAAGAUGAUUGUGUCAGUAGGACAGUGGCGAGAUCAUAAUGAGCACAGAUAUGCGUCAAACGCAGCUGUCCUGCAGCUGGAAGCAGGAGAUGUAGUUUGCAUGAAGCUCAUGAAAGGUUACACCAUUUAUGACAGUCCCGGUAACCUCAGCACUUUCAGUGGAUUCCUGAUUUACCAUUUAUAGUGACAUGCCAUUGCACAUUGUCAUUUACUGAUUAACAAAACAGCAUACAUGUUUCUUGGAAUUAAAAGUUUGACUGCUAAGUUUUAA